AAGAAAACUAGCCACACAAAAAAAAAACUAGCUGACGAUAAGAUUUAUGCUUUCUUCAAUCAAAACUGAUUCAAGCAAAAAAAAAAAGAAAAACAACAACAAAAAUCAAAGUGAUAAUAGUGAGAAAGAUGGCUUCAACGAAAAUAAACCCAUUAACAACAACAACAAUCUACCUCAAAUCUCCAAAAAGAUACAUUAACCACAAAUCCCAAAACCAAAUCAAACUAGUUUCGAAUUCACUAAACCCGAAACUCAACACAACACAGCUCCCCAGUGAUCUCUACAGUGUCAGCUUCAAAACCAUUGGAACAGGUAAGCUUGGCAUCUCAAGGUAUCCCGAUUUCGAAUACUCUCCUCAAGGCGGCUCCGGCACCGGAACCGCUCAAAAGAUGGAUGAAAACAGAGCAUCUAGCUCUGGAUUGUUGUCUGUUUGUUUCAAUGUGGCAACUCUGUAUAUUCCUCCUCUGACUAGCCAAACCACUACAUUUCUCGGCUUACCACUGCCACCGUUUCUAAAAAUCGAUAUUUCACCGGAGUUUUUCCAAGGAACUAUCGACCAAGAUUCCGGGAAGGUGGAACUAGACUUCGAAGCGAGGUUCUUUUUCACGGCGGGAGGAGGGAUAUACAGAGCUCCGGGGCUGAUGGUGAAAACGGUGUUGACGACGGAGGAAUCGAGAGGAGAAAGAAAGAGUGGGAGAGGAGAGCGGAUGGAUAAAGAAGGGAAGUGUAGACUCGUCGGCGUCGCAAGAGUUGAGACCGUGGAGGACUUUUUUAUGAACACGUUCCUCUCUCUUCCGGCGGAGUGUCUCGCCGAUCUACAAGCUGUUAUUUCAGUCUCUGAUCCUCAGUCUUGAGCUUAAUUAUUUGAGUUUUGAAGUAAAAGUUGAUUUAAGUGUUUGCUUAAACUUAAUAUUAGUAUGUUUCUUCUUAGAUAACUGUGGGAGAUUUUUGAAUUAUGAAACAUUGUUAUGGAUGGGUGACCCCAAGAGUGCAGUCUAGAGAAAACGAAUAGCAAGAGAUAAUGGGGAAAACAAAAUUGCAGGUUGAAGAAAUAAGUGCGAGUUUGACACAUAUCUGAACACUUGUUUGUUCCUGAAAAUGUGAUUACCAAAUAUGUUGUUUUAUUUGACCGACCUUGUUAUUUGAAUAAUGGAUGAUACUUUGUGUUUGAAAGUAGAUUGAAUACUGUA
This is a messenger RNA of Capsella rubella, 1190 nucleotides long. RefSeq lists its product as uncharacterized. The coding region runs from base 129 to 854 and encodes 241 amino acids. NCBI's taxonomy places the organism in Eukaryota, Viridiplantae, Streptophyta, Magnoliopsida, Brassicales, Brassicaceae. The transcript is spliced from 2 exons. The record is from RefSeq and is a predicted model, not a curated record.